Neoarthrinium moseri is the source of this 1599-nucleotide messenger RNA. RefSeq lists its product as uncharacterized. Gene Ontology annotation, molecular function: transmembrane transporter activity. The transcript is spliced from 10 exons. The record is from RefSeq and is a predicted model, not a curated record. Bases 1 to 1599 code for a protein of 532 amino acids. Gene Ontology annotation, biological process: transmembrane transport. Lineage: Eukaryota; Fungi; Ascomycota; Sordariomycetes; Amphisphaeriales; Apiosporaceae.
AUGACGACACUCGGCAGUGUCAAGCAAAAGAGCGAUGGCGAACGCAUAGGGACUAUAGAAAACUCGUACAGCAAUGACCACACCGAAAACCCGCCUGUGAUGUCGACGAAGUUGGGCUCAAACAAUGCGAACCCCGAUUUGGGGAAGGUCGUGGAACCUCCUAGCACUGGUAGCAUCCACGAUAACAGCAACAAUGCGAAGCCGUCAGGGUUUUCGAAGUCAGCCUUAGGGAUGCUCAAUUGGAUGCCCAAAAGAUGCCAAUAUGAUGCCGAGAAUCCUCCCGUUUUCACACUGCCCAUGAACAUGCUGAUGGGUCUGGCUGGGACUUUUACCGUAGCAAACUUGUAUUAUCCGCAACCAAUUCUCAACAUCCUAGCUGAAGAGUUCCAUGUCAGUUUUGAGCGUGCCUCAUCCAUUGCGACCUUGUCCCAGGCAGGCUAUGCAGUAGGCCUGCUACUGCUUUGCCCAUUGGGAGAUAAAGUCCGGCGGAGGCCGUUUGUCUUGUCUUUGAUUUGGAUUACAGCCACUUUGUGGCUUGGAUUAUGUCUCACUUCAAGAUUCGAAGCCUUUAUCACCAUAUCUUUUCUUUGCGGUGUGGGGACUGUGACACCACAACUCAUGCUGCCUCUAGUGGGCGACCUAGCGCCUCCGCACAAGCGCGCAAGUUCUUUAUCUAUAGUUGUCUCAGGACUCGCUCUCGGCAUGUUGAUAGCGAGAGUGCUCUCAGGAAUUCUGGCAAAUUUUACCUCCUGGCGCAACAUCUACUGGUUUUCAUUCGGAGCUCAGUAUCUCAUCCUUAUAUUACUAUUCUUUACUCUCCCGGACUACCCUGCCAAAGACCCCGGCCUUCCAUACUUCAACCUCCUAUGGGACAUUGUUUCGAUGGUCGUUAAAGAGCCUUUGCUGUUACAGACAUGUCUUAUCGGAUAUCUACUCAGUGCUGCAUUUACCUCAUUUUGGACAACCUUGACCUUUCUCCUGGCUUCGCCUCCUUACCUAUAUUCUUCCCUGGAGAUUGGGUUCUUCGCGUUUAUCGGGAUAGCUGUGAUUACGCUAGGGCCUCUCUGGUCACGUCUCAUUACUGACCGCUUCAUGCCAUUGUUUUCUGUAGUCCUCGGUCUCUCAUUUGAAAUUAGUGGGAUCAUCGUCGGCACCUUUAUUGGAACCUGGACAGUAGCAGGCCCUAUUGUACAAGCAAUCAUGAUGGAUACGGGAGCAAACUUUGCUCACACUGCCAACCGGACCAAUGUAUAUAAUCACCUCUCUCCUAAAAAGAGAAAUCGAGUCAAUACGGCAUACAUGGUUUUCAGCUUUGCUGGACAACUGACUGGAACUGCCGUUGGUAAUCGGCUUUAUGCUCAGGGAGGAUGGAUCUGGAGUGGAAGUUGCAAUAUUGCAUUCAUUGGCUUUGCAAUAGUUCUCUGCUUCUUAAGGGGUCCCAGAGAGACAGGUUGGAUAGGGUGGCGAGGUGGCUGGAAUGUGCGAAGAAGUGAAGUAGUCGAAGCUGACAAGGUCAAUCCCAGCCAGCAGAAUGUCGUGGAUGAGGCCAACCCGAGAAUUCUAGAAGAUGGCCCCCGGUCACCUGAGACCAAGUCAUGA